ACCCCUACAGGUGUUUCUUCCCGCCUUUCGAUAUCGAGCUCUCAAAACUCUCCCGCUGGUGGAGUGGUGGUUACCAAAUAGAAAAUAAACGAAAUACGCUCAUUUUAGUGCGAGCAGAGCAGAGGUUGCAUCGAUUCUUUUGCGAUUCGAUCAAUUAAUGGCACCGAAAUCCGACAACGUUGAAGGUAUUGUGCUUAAUUUUGUCAAUGAGCAAAAUAGACCAUUAAACUCUCAAAAUGUUGCUGAUGCUCUGCAAAAGUAUAACCUCAAAAAGACUUCUGUUCAAAAAGCAUUGGAUUCUCUAUGUGAGAGCAAAAAAAUUUCAUCCAAAGACUAUGGUAAGCAGAAGGUAUACCUUGCUCGGCAAGAUCAAUUUGACAUCCCCAAUGGUGAAGAGCUUGAUGGGAUGAAGAAAGGAAAUGCCAAACUACAACAAGAACUGGAAGAUCAAAGGAGAGCAAUUAGUGAGGUUGAGGGAGAAAUUAGAGCUCUGCAGUCGAAUUUAACGCUGGAACAGAUACAUGCUAAAAAAGAUAAAUUGACAAAUGAGGUUGAGGAAAUGGAGAAAAAACUGAAAAAAUUGCGUGAAGGGGUUACUUUGGUGAGACCAGAAGAUCGCAAGGUGAUUGAGAAAGCAUAUUUGGAGAAAAUCAAUCAGUGGAGAAAGCGCAAAAGAAUGUUCAAAGACCUAUGGGAUGCUAUAACUGAGAACUCACCUAAGGACCUUAAAGAAUUCAAGGAGGAACUUGGCUUAGAAUAUGAUGAAGAUGCUGGGGUGAGCUUACAAUCAGUUAGUGAUUUGAUGCCAAAUGGUAAGAAGCGCAGUAGAGGCCAAUGAUUUAUAUUUUUCCUGUGAUGUACUCAAUGCUGUGCAUCUAAAUUGUGGAUUAAACAUGCUUUGGAGAGAGCAUUAGUUUGUUAUCCUGAAAGCCAAUUUUUGUUAUCUACUUGUUCAGAAAGGUUUACAUGCCAAAAUGUAUGAAGGUAAUCGUACAA
This is a messenger RNA of Telopea speciosissima, 996 nucleotides long. RefSeq names its product homologous-pairing protein 2 homolog. Gene Ontology annotation, molecular function: double-stranded DNA binding; recombinase activator activity. Gene Ontology annotation, cellular component: DNA recombinase auxiliary factor complex; condensed nuclear chromosome. NCBI's taxonomy places the organism in Eukaryota, Viridiplantae, Streptophyta, Magnoliopsida, Proteales, Proteaceae. The coding region runs from base 158 to 838 and encodes 226 amino acids. The transcript is spliced from 6 exons. The record is from RefSeq and is a predicted model, not a curated record. Gene Ontology annotation, biological process: meiotic strand invasion involved in reciprocal meiotic recombination; homologous chromosome pairing at meiosis; meiotic joint molecule formation.